This is a messenger RNA of Exaiptasia diaphana, 1786 nucleotides long. Its product is annotated as tachykinin-like peptides receptor 86C. Gene Ontology annotation, molecular function: G protein-coupled receptor activity. The transcript has a single exon. Gene Ontology annotation, cellular component: membrane. Lineage: Eukaryota; Metazoa; Cnidaria; Anthozoa; Actiniaria; Aiptasiidae. Gene Ontology annotation, biological process: G protein-coupled receptor signaling pathway. The coding region runs from base 46 to 1101 and encodes 351 amino acids. The record is from RefSeq and is a predicted model, not a curated record.
UCAAAAAAACACCUUUCAGUUACAGAAGGAACACAAGAUAGGAUUAUGGAGAAAGGAAAUUCAAGCUCUAAUUCAAGUUCUUUGAGCCUUCAACUUAAURCGAACAUAUUGAUAUUCACUAUUGUAUUUUCUAUGCAAUUCAUCUUUGCUGUCGUUGAAAACUCACUUAUUGUGUGGAUAGURUGUAAGGACAGUCGAUUGAAAACUAACACUAAUUACUUAGUAGCAAACAUGGCUGUGAGUGAUGUUCUGGCUGCRUUUUCCCUUUUUCCUCUACGUUUAGUUUGGAUCAACUUCAACAAAGAAUGGCUGAUUGGAGGUCGUGCAUUGUGUAAAGUAAGCAUUUUUAUCAUAGAAGUCUCGCUAGCAGUGUCAGUAUCCAGCUGUCUUUUCAUUGCAAUUKACCGCUACUAUGCCAUAGCUCAUCCUCUAAAGAAAUCAUCUCAAUUCAAGAUUAAAGUCAUYGUUGCACUGAUUUGGAUCUUGUCAAGUGUUUUCAAGGCACCGAUUUUGUACUUUUUUGACAUUGUAGACAAAGAUAAUAGAAACAUUUGUACUGUWCCAUCAAACCUUUCCUUGUCUUUCAUCCUUUACUACUAUAGUAUCAAUGCUAUAAAUGUUGGUGUGACAUUGGUUGCKGUAACUGUCCUCUAUGCUCUAAUUGUUUAUAAGCUUCACAAGCAAAAAGGCCCUGGGUCUCAAAACAAUGCAACUAUAAGACGCAAAGAGCUUCAGAACAGAAAGGUUUUAAAGAUAUCCAUAUCCAUUGUGGCUUUAUUUUAUCUUAGCUGGGGUACUAGAUGCAUAAUUGUGAUUUUGCGUGAUAAUGGGAACUUUCACCAUCUUUCUCAUGAAGCAAACUUCAACUUGGAAAAUUUUUCUUAUUUCAUGUUGUACAUGAGCCUUGUGUACAACUUCUUCAUAUAUCUGAUCUUCAAUGGUGUUUACCGCCAGAACUUAAAAGCUUUAAUCACAAAAUGUUGUCAUGGUACUACAGUCAACAGCAGUGCUGAUUACUUUUCUAAGCAAARCAACACUGGCAAUAGAGAGGGAGUUUCUGAUACUGCUGUCUUGGAAAUGAAAGACAUACAGGAGCAUUGAUAGAUUAUGAAACGUAAAGAAGAUAUUACAUACAUGUAGACAUACAGACUUUAUCUUUGAUUACUGAAACAACCUCUCACAACUGAGUAUCGCUUUGUAUUGUUUAAAAAAAUUAAAGAAAGUUGUUCUAUCAGAUUAUUAAUUAAUUUGCUUUCAUCUCAAGCAAAAAAUUAUAAUGUCACUCAAUACAAAAAAAAAUAAAAAUGUUAUAUACAACUUGUAAAAUAAUAUUAAGGAUGAUUUAAGGUAAGAUACAUGGCAAAACAUGAGUAGUAAAUGCACGUAUGAACUCUUUCGGUCUCUAAUGAGCAUUGUGCAUUUUGCUAGAAAUAAAACACAUUUUGAAUAAUUAUGUUUCAGAAAGAAAUGCAUACGUUAUAUAAAUAAUUUAGCUUUACAUAAAUUACAUUAUAUAAAUGUAUACACAAUGUUGAGUUGUUGUAUUUCUCUGCAUAAAAUAUACCAUCUUGUAUUAUUAUUGGAUGAAACAGUGAUGAAUUAAACAUCAGCAAUGUACAAGUUAAAUAACCUGAUUCAUAGACAACCCCUAUUGAACUGAUAGAUCAUGAAUUAUUUAUGAGUUUUGUAAAGAAAAUUUACAGUUGAGCUGCUUGAAGAAUAGACACACUAAAUCCAGGAAUAUUACUUACUAAAUAGCACUGAAAUUGGAAUAUUUUAUCACUUA